This is a messenger RNA of Coccinella septempunctata (seven-spotted ladybird), 5208 nucleotides long. RefSeq names its product dual oxidase 1-like. Gene Ontology annotation, biological process: superoxide anion generation; defense response; response to oxidative stress. Gene Ontology annotation, molecular function: peroxidase activity; superoxide-generating NAD(P)H oxidase activity; heme binding. Bases 46 to 4932 code for a protein of 1628 amino acids. The record is from RefSeq and is a predicted model, not a curated record. NCBI's taxonomy places the organism in Eukaryota, Metazoa, Arthropoda, Insecta, Coleoptera, Coccinellidae. The transcript is spliced from 24 exons. Gene Ontology annotation, cellular component: NADPH oxidase complex; plasma membrane.
GGUUUUAUUGUGUUUUAACAACUACAGUUGAGCUAGUCUGCAAAUAUGUGGCCGCUAAGUGUUUUUUUACUCUUUUAUAUAAGCUCUACUUAUUGUCAACUUCCGAAUUCGAAUGUUAGUACUAGCAGAAUUUUACCGAAACCAACAGAGCCCACCAUUGUUGACUACCGAAAGAAACCUCCUAGAAAUGAGUGGCCUGUAACUUAUGAUAGGAGAAAGCAAAAGAAAUAUAUUCUUGGAGAAUGGUUGCUCACUGGAUCUUGGGGAGAUGUGAAUAAAACGUUCACUCGAGGGCAUUAUGAAUAUGAGGGCUAUGACGGAUUUUAUAAUAAUCUUGCAAGGCCAGAUUCUGGAGCAAUUGAUAAACCACUUUUGCGUCGCUGGCCAGCAGACUAUGAAGAUGGUACUUACCUACCUUCAGGAAGAAACCGUCCAAAUCCAUUGGAACUUAGUGAAAAACUUCUGAAGGGAGACAUUGGAACCCACUCAAGGACUGGCAAGAAUGCUCUUCUCGUUUUCUUCGGUCAGCAAGUGGUUGAAGAAAUCCUUGAUGCCCAGAGGCCAGCAUGUCCACCCGAGUACUUCAAUAUAAAUAUUCCAAAAUGGCAUAGUUACACCAAAGUUCCUGGACAUACCGAAUUACCUCUUUUAAGAACCCGUUAUGAUCAAAGGACAGGACUAAAUCCCAAUAACCCAAGACAGCAGCUGAAUGAAAUUACACCUUACAUAGAUGGUGGUCUAUUUUAUGGUAUAACAAAACAGUGGUCAGAUUCGCUGAGAAUGGAUGAGAACGGAAAUAUUCAUCCCAAUGGAAGCUUAGCCUCUUCCCACGAUGGUCUUUUUCCCGCCUACAAUACACAAAGAUUACCCAUGGCCAAUCCUCCUCCACCAUUUCAUCAUAAGUUGUUCAUUACCCAACAUGAAACUGCAGAAGUUUCUCGAUUCUUCAAGCUUGGAAAUCCGAGAGGAAACGAAAACGCAUUCUUGCUCACCUUUGGCAUUAUGUGGUUCCGUUGGCAUAACUACAUUGCGGAGACUAUAAAAAAACUGCAACCUGACUGGUCUAGCGAAGAAAUCUUCAACGAAGCCAGGAAGUGGGUCAUUGCUACACAGCAACACAUAAUCGUUGAUGAGUGGUUGCCAGCACUUCUGAAUAAAAAAUUGCCCCGUUAUAAGGAAUAUGAUCCAAGUAUCAACCCGCAGAUAGACCAGUUCUUUCAGGCUGCAGCAUUCAGAUUUGGACACACUCUUGUUACGCCUGGUGUUUAUCUGAGAGAUUAUAUUAGGAAGGGAUGUAAACACAGAUUUAAUACGUGGAAGAAUGCGGCAGUUAGGACUUGUAAUAUUUUUUGGAGGCCACAGGACCCCAUUUUGACCCCUGAAGCUGAGAAUUCAAAAGAUUUCGUAGAUAUUGAUAGGCUACUCAUGGGUAUGUCUGUUCAGCUUUGUGAAGAAGAGGAUCAUAAAAUAAUUGAGGACCUUCGUGGUAAUGUUUUUGGCCCUCUUGAAUUCCCAAGACGAGAUCUUAUGGCUAUCAAUAUUCAGCGAGGCAGAGAUCAUGGCUUACCAGGAUUUAAUGCAGCUAGAAAAGCUUUUGGACUAGCACCAGUUAAUUUUAGCCAUUUUCAACAUUUACCGAGUACUAUCCAAAAGGAAUUAACUACCUUGUACAACAGCCCUGAUGAUGUUGAUGUAUGGGUUGGGGGGAUUUUGGAAACUAGAGAUGGACCAGGUGAAUUGUUUGAAACAAUAAUUUUGGAUCAAUUCAGGAGAAUAAGAGAUGGGGAUCGAUUCUGGUUUGAGAAUAAGGAAAAUGGAAUGUUUUCUCAAGAAGACAUUGCUCGUAUAAGAGAGUUAAAGGUUUAUGACAUCAUUAUGGCAGUCACUAAGAUGGAUGCAGAAGAUGUACCAGAGUUUCCUUUCAAUGUACCACACAGAAAUAUGAACAUGGACGAAAAUUCACCCCUCGUUAAGAACUGCUCACUGGAAUGGAAACCUUGCCGAUUACAAAAUCAAACACCGUUUGAUUGCUGGCAUUUGCCUUUCUUAAAUCAAACAUCUUUAGGGGAGACAUGUAAACAAGGAUAUUCAUAUGACUAUUUCUGGAAGAGUGAGGCACCUUAUAUUGGCACGUUUACUGCCUUAGGAGUUUUUGUAAUAGGCUGUUUUUCAUUCAUAUUCUUUCUUGUGCAACAAAAAAAUCGAAUGAUGAUUCGCAAUGCUCAGAUGCGUACAAACGCCACAAUGAAAUCUGUACAUCGAAGUACUGGAGACAUGAAUUCAAUGAUUUUUGGAGCACAAGAAUGGAUCAGCAAAAAACAACCAGUCAAGAAUAUUGCUGUUGUCUUUGAUACAGUUAAUAAACAGAUUAAAAUCACUUGCCAGCAAGGAAAUCUGAUGAGAGCUAUCGACUUAGGUUUUGCCAAUGUCUUCAAGAUUUAUGUUGUUACUGAUAUGCCAUAUCUCGUCAUCAAUAGCCGUCAUAGUUAUGAUUUGGUACUCCAUUUUCCCACAGACAAAGAGAGGAAUGAAUUCAGACAAGCACUCAAGGAAUUCAUCGAUACAUUUCAACUAGAAUAUGAGGAGAUAUCAGUAUUCAAAUGGAAAGAUGCAUUGAACAUAAUUACUACGAAGAAAGAUAGACAAAAAAAGUUGGAAAUGUUUUAUCGUGUCGUAUUUGCUCAGGCUUUCAAAAUCAAUCAUUCCAAAACAGAAAUACUAGCUGUUAGCUCUAACGAUAAGGACAUCAUUAACACGGAAAUAACUGUGUUAGAAUUCGCCGAAUCUCUAAACAUGAAGCCUGACAACGAGUUUGUUAAACGAAUGUUCUACCUUGCUGAUAAGGACAGGAACGGAUUCAUAUCCUUCAGGGAAUUUGUUGGUCUUUUGAUCAUUUUCGCAGAAGGGAACGAAGAACAGAAGGCUCAAUUGUUAUUCAAGAUGUAUGACAUAGAUGAUACCGGUGUCUUGAAGGCUGAAGAUUUUGAGAGUAUGAUCAGAUGUUUCUUAGAAACAGUUGGCGGAAAUAUUCCCGAGAACAAACUCAAACAGACCAUACAUGGAAUGCUUUCCAGAGCACACUGUGAGAAUAAGAGCGAAUUGGAGUUUCAAGAUUUCCUUAAAAUUCUGGGUAGAGAUAUUGUAAAUUUGAAUAAGGCAAAAUUGGGUUUUAAAGGUUUCGAAGAUGAUGGUUCUUACCUUACUACGGCUCGAAAUACCAUAGAAAACAUAUAUGGAACUGUUGAUAUAAAUUCAAGAUUCAAAGGGGAAGCUAGUGAACAAUCGGAAGAUACUUACAUGUCUAACAUAAUUGAUCAAGAACAAAAGAAAAUCCUGGACAAUAAGGAGUACGCCAAAGACCAGACUGAUAAAAUGUUUUCAAGCAAGUUUCUGAAAUACGUUGAGUUGAAAUCAAAAGACAUAUUUUGGCUAUCUCUCUAUACCCUCAUUUUAUGGAUUAUCUUCCUAGAAAGAGCUUACUAUUAUUCUUUUGAAAGAGAACAUUCUGGACUGAGAAGAAUAGCUGGAUAUGGAGUGACCAUAACCAGAGGUGCAGCUUCAGCUCAGAUGUUCACAUAUUCAUCUCUCCUCGUCACCAUGUGCAGAAAUACAAUAACGAUACUGAGAGACACAGUGGCCAAUAAAUAUUUUCCAUUCGAUGCAAGUGUUGAAAUACAUAAAUACAUCGCUUGGUGGGCAUUUUUCUUUACAGUUUUGCAUAUUGUUGGUCAUGCAUUCAAUUUCUACCAUAUAUCGACUCAAACAGCUGAUGAUUUGACUUGUUUGUUCAGAAAUUAUUUCCAUGCCACUCAUGAACUGCCGAAAUUUCAAUAUUGGUGUUGGCAAACAAUAACUGGUUUCACUGGAAUAAUGUUGACCUUAAUCUGGAUGAUGAUGUUCAUUUUUGCCUUAUCUUAUGUAAGAUCCAAGAUUUAUAAUUGGUUUUGGUAUACACAUAGUCUUUAUCCACUUUUUUAUAUAUUUAUGAUACUUCAUGGCAUGGGACGGCUUAUACAGGAACCAUUCUUUUAUUACUUUUUCCUGGGACCAGUUAUUCUAUUUACCAUUGAUUCCCUGAUUAGCAUAAGUCGUAAAAAAAUCGAAAUUCCAGUGGUGAAAGCUGAUGUCUUGCCCUCAAGCGUGACUAUGUUGGAAUUUCAGAAACCCGAUAAUUUUCAAUACAAGUCGGGCCAAUGGGUGAGAAUAGCAUGUAUGGCCUUGAAUAAACACGAGUACCAUCCUUUCACCUUAACAUCUAGUCCAAAUGAAGACACACUUAAAUUACAUAUUCGAUCUGUUGGACCGUGGACAACACACAUCAGAACUAUAUAUGAAGAAGCGAAUACAUUAGGAAAUUCAAAGAAAUUACCAAAGAUUUACUUAGACGGUCCAUAUGGAGAAGGCCAUCAGGAUUGGAAUAACUACGAUGUUUCCAUAUUGAUAGGAGGAGGUAUAGGAGUAACUCCUUUUGCAAGUAUUCUAAAAGAUAUAGCCUACAGAUCUGGACAAACCAGAUGUAAAAAGGUAUACUUCAUAUGGGUUUCAAGAACACAAAAGCAGUUUGAAUGGUUGAUAGAUAUAAUCAGGGAAGUCGAAUACAAGGACGUUAAAAAUGUGAUCAGUUGCCACAUAUUCAUCACCCAAUUUUUCGAAAAGUUCGACCUGCGCAUGAUACUCCUUUAUGUUAUGGAAAGGCAUUACCAAAGAGUAGCAAACAGAUCUCUUUUCACGAAUCUCAAGGCUGUAACGCACUUUGGACGGCCAAGUUUUGCGAAAAUCUUCAAAACGGUCCAAACUCUUCAUGAACAUACACCUAGAAUUGGCGUCUUCAGCUGUGGUCCUCCUUCCAUGACUUCAUCUGUGAAUGCAGCUUGUUUUGCAGUAAAUUUCGAGGGUUACCAUAGAUUUGAACAUCAUUACAAGAACUUCUGAUUUAGUGUAGAUAACGUAUUGAGGUCGUACUAUUAUUUUAUCUGCUAUGAACAGAUUUAAAGACACGAAUAGUCAAAAAUUCAUUUAUUUCAAUAUCGCUCAAAAAAUACAAAAUAGUCUAUAACAAUACAAGAGUGUAUAUCACCAGAGUACGCAUUUGAAUGAGGGGUUCAUUGAACUAUCAGGGGGGCAUUUAUACUCUCGGGCAAAAUCUAUGGAGUUGCUCAGUGUUCCUAGUACUCUGUAAAGCAGAUACGCAAUAAAAUCUUUUAUUUA